CAACACCUGGACCUUCUCUCAAGGUGACACUUGUAUCCCGCACACAGUGAAGGCAACACCUGGACCUUCUCUCAAGGUGACACUUGUAUCCCGCACACAGUGAAGGCAACACCUGGACCUUCUCUCAAGGUGACACUUGUAUCCUGCACACAGUCAGGGCAUCACCUGGACCUUCUCUCAAGGUGACACUUGUAUCCUGCACACAGUCAGGGCAUCACCUACCUGGAUAAAAAGACAGCUACACCAAGAAGAUGAGUAACGUAGAGUGAGAGUCUGCAGCAAGGAGGGAGAGAGGAUCAUCAGGGAGGUUGUGGCAACUUAAUAUAUGACCUGAAUAGCACGAAAUAUCUUACAUGUGAGGGAACGCAAGCCAGCUGGUAGCCAUGGAGGAUGUGGAUGACAUCCACUGGAUUGUCUACCGUCAAGUUCUGCCAGUCCUUGUUAGUUUCGGCAUCGUGGCCAACGUUAUCUGUGUCGUCGUACUUAGCAGGCCACGACUUAGGUCUCCCAGAGUCAACAGAUACUUCUUGAUCCUGGCGGUGUCUGACCUCCUGGUCUGUGUGUUCUACAUUCCUGUCAUUACCACCAUCACUGGAUGUACAUUCUCCAGCUAUGGCGAAGCCUAUUACUUUUCUCACUUCGGCUGGCCUCUGGUGGGGAUAACUCAAAUCAUCGGCACCUACACUAUCCUCUGGCUCUCCCUAGAUCGCUUUAUUGCUGUCUGGAUGUAUAGUCUCUAUCCAAGAAUACAGCAGAAGCCGAAUGUCCUACGCAACAGAAUGGGAAUUACGAUUCUACUGUGCCUCUCUAUCCAUAUAUUGUAUUGUAUCAUCGCUGAAGUAGAGUGCUCGGAUGAAAAGGAUGGUAAGUGCAUCAAAUGGAAGAUCAAAACUGGUUAUCAAAAUCACUUCAAUGAGGUUUGGCACAUUGUCUACAGGAGUGUGUUCGCCUUGUUCAUCCGGUGGGUGCCGGCUUGUUUUCUCUUGGUGUUCAACCUUGGUUUGAUUGUCGGUGUGGUCCGAGGCCGCAUCAACUUUCCCACCACCACUCAAGGAUCCAGUAGGAGUGGGGAGAAGACCCUCAUCAUUACUAUGAUCUCCAUCACCGCCUCCUAUAUUUUGCUCGUUCUUCCCAUAACCAUAUACAUCACAGGCUACGCCGAAUACAGAGAGGACCGCUGCACUGGCAGACUUUCUCAAGAGAUCCUACGAGCUGUUGGUAAUUGCCUUCAGAUAUUCGAGCAUUCCAUUCACAUAUUCUUCCUGGCUGGCUUAAACCAUGGUUUCAGGGAUGAGAUGAAGAUUUUGUUCCACAUGGGAAAAAGAAAUACGGAGGAAGUCGAAACGCUAGAAAACGGGCAGCUUGGAGUCAGUCAUUCACAGCUCGGAGGACUGCAGGUGACGUCCCACAGAGAGCAACAGAAGAGUGCUUCAGCUCCACCAGUCUUGGCUUUCACCAACAGACAAACCAUCGCAGAGUCUCUGUAGUAACCUUCCACAUUCACAGCUACCAAACUGGAAACGGGGCACAAGUUUCGGUCCAUUGUCAUGUCUGGUUUUGGUUGAGGUCAGACAAGAGACAAGACUGUUCCCGGAGACUGAGGAUGACUGCAAGAAUUUACUGAUAAACACCAAGACGAGUCCUUGAAGCUAAUCUACAGUUUCAAAAUCACAGAGGCUGUAGGAACGACCAGAUGAUAACACUCCAUUCUUAACUCUUGGAAUGUUGACUUCUGGAGCCUUAACAUUACACUCCAACAUAGCUAGUGUUGUAGUAAAUCACUAAGGAAUCUGGAAGCUUCCCAUGAUAAACAAUUUGUCAGUGGUCGUAGAUCUACGGGAUGAUUUACACGGUAACGUGACAGCCUAAAUUGCUCUUUGAGAAAUUCCUUGGCAAGGCGAAUUACUCAAGAAUUCAGGAGGACAAAUAAUAUACGAGGAAACCCCUAGAUCUUGAAAAGUGAUGGAGAUCUAGCAUGAUACACAGAGGAUAAAGCCACCUAAAUGUGGUUACUAGAGUGAACUCUUUGUUCCUGGUUUUGUAGUCUGUAUGACCAGGACACUGAACCUGUCUCUCCCAGUCCUGGUCUUGUAGCCUGCAUGACCAGGACACUGAACCUGUCUCUCCCAGUUCAGGUCUUGUAGUCUGCAUGACCAGGACACUGAACCUGUCUCUCCCAGUCCUGGUCUUGUAGUCUGCAUGACCAGGACACUGAACCUGUCUCUCCCAAUUCUGGUCUUGUAGUCUGCAUGACCAGGACACUGAACCUGUCUCUCCCAGUUCUGGUCUUGUAGUCUGCAUGACCAGGAC
Cherax quadricarinatus is the source of this 2310-nucleotide messenger RNA. Its product is annotated as probable G-protein coupled receptor B0563.6. The record is from RefSeq and is a predicted model, not a curated record. NCBI's taxonomy places the organism in Eukaryota, Metazoa, Arthropoda, Malacostraca, Decapoda, Parastacidae. Gene Ontology annotation, cellular component: membrane. Gene Ontology annotation, biological process: G protein-coupled receptor signaling pathway. Gene Ontology annotation, molecular function: G protein-coupled receptor activity.